ACUGCUGUUUGAGUGAACAAUCCUAUCAGAUUGGGGGAAAAUUGGAUAAAUUAGGGUUUUAAAAAUGGCCAAUUAGGCUGGGGAAAAGAAAAAUGGCAACUGCAGCAGAGCUGAAGAAAGAGCUUCAGAGAGUGGUGGAGGCUUUAAUGGAGGAAGACGACGACGAUUUGGACGCUACCGAAAAUGCAAUUGAAAUUUGUCUUGCUCUUCAAAAAAAUCCACCUCCAGAAUUCAACUGUCCGAUUUCUGGUGUUCUUAUGAGACACCCUGUUGUCCUCGCCUCUGGUCAGACAUAUGAGGAGCAAAUUAUUGAAGAAUGGCUGAAAGAUGGGCAUCAAACAUGCCCACUAACCAAUCAGCUUCUUCCCCACACUGCCCUAAUCCCAAAUCUUUCAAUCAAGAAAAUGAUUGACAACUGGUGUACGUUGCACAGAUUUGAGAUCCCCAUCGACGACGAUGAAACCCAAGACUUUUCGGCAAACGCAAACGCAGAGCAUUUGAUUGAACUUCUCGAAAAACUUUCGUCCACUUCCGAUCGAGCCGAUGCUGCGAAAGAGCUUCGUUUUCUCACAAAAAAAUUCUCCUCUUUCCGGGCUCUUUUCGGAGAGACUAAGGAUGCCAUUCCCCGAUUAUUCUCUCCGAUUUUGAUCCGAAACACGAAUUCUGAUUCCGAUCUGCGCAACGAUUUGGUUGCAAUAGUUUUGAAUAUCUCCACUCAUGAAAGCAACAAGAAAAGGAUAGUGGCAGGAGAGAACAGCCCAUUAGCCGUUUCUUUUCUCGUCGAGUCGUUGAGAGACGAAAAUGUAAAAACGAGAAGCAAUGCUGCUGCAGCCAUUUCCUCUUUAUCAACCCUCGAUUCAAACAAACACUUGAUUAGUAAAUCGGGUGCUAUCAGGGCUUUGAUCGAGCUAAUCGAAGAAGGGCAUCCAUUCGCUUUGAGAGAUGCUUGUUUCGCAAUCUUGAAUUUGUGCACCGUUUUCGAAAACCGGGAAAUAGUCGUCCGGGAAGGAGCCGUUAUGCCUAUUGUUGAGAAGAUUAUCGAUUGUGUGCUAGUCGAUGAAAUGCUCGAAAUUCUUGCAAUGCUUUCGAGCCACGAGAGGGCGAUCGAGGAGAUUGAAGAGUGUGGGGUGAUAUUUUGCUUGUUUGGUGUUUUGGGAGAGAAUGUAAGUGAAAAGAGCACCGAAAAUUGCGUUUCGAUUAUUUAUAAUGUGUGUUUUAGUGAUCGGAGAAAGUUGAGGGAGAUAAGUGAAGUGGAGAAUGCGUACGAAAUUUUGUCUCGAGUAGCGAAGAGUGGGACUUCGAGGGCUAAGAGGAAAGCGAACGGGAUUCUUGAGAGGAUGAAUAGGUUUGCUUUUGCUCGACUGAAACAAUAACCGGGAAUUUUUCACGUGCAGUGGCAGAACCGUAAUUUUAUCUUCGAAGACCCGAAAUAUACUUUAAAAAAAAAUGGUGGCAAACGAAACUACACUGCUUGAAAAAUAACAAAUGUGUAUACUUUAUAUUAAAUACUAGAUAUUUUAGAAACAUUGGUCA
Erythranthe guttata (spotted monkey flower) is the source of this 1533-nucleotide messenger RNA. Its product is annotated as U-box domain-containing protein 9. Gene Ontology annotation, molecular function: ubiquitin-protein transferase activity. NCBI's taxonomy places the organism in Eukaryota, Viridiplantae, Streptophyta, Magnoliopsida, Lamiales, Phrymaceae. The record is from RefSeq and is a predicted model, not a curated record. Gene Ontology annotation, biological process: protein ubiquitination.